GGACCGUCACCAUCAGUUCGUCUCGUCGCGUUCGUUGAUGGCGUAGCGUUGUUCGGAGGCGACCUUCACGUCUCCCCACUCACAGCUCCUCUUCUUGCUCCGCUUUGUCUCUUUCCUUUGCUCGGAUCAAGACCGCCAUCGACGAUCCAGAAGGGAGGGAUCUUUUGGAUGCCACUAUGUUGCCCUCGGUGGAUGAUCGAUUCCCCGUAUCCUUCUACUUCAGAAUCGCCGACCAACUGUUGAAGCAGGCUGAUGUUUAUCGGAAAGAAGGGAAUUUAGACUGUCUUCACCUUACUCUUAACCGUUACGUCAGGUUGGUGUCCCAGGUGAUUCCGCAGCAUCGGAAUUACUCCAAGCACUCAUCAAAGGAAAAACUUCGUCAUACGAAAAUUCUGCAAGAGUCGACCAAAGAGGCUGAAAAGUUGAAGUUAUUAGCUACGACUAACAUCAAUUCAAGUGGUUCGCAGCUAGGUAGGAGAUCUAAGAAUAGCGCAAAUAACUUCAGAUCAACAUCGCAAAGGUGGACCAAGAAGAUUUUGAACUUUUCUAGCUUCAAGGAAGGGAAGAUUGGACAUUACGAUUCAAGAACAUGUCAAAGAGGUGAUGACAAUGAAGUUCAUGUUGUGAAGCACUACUUUCCUUCUUCUGUUGUUUCUUGGGUAGAGGAGGGAGGUUCUUCUGGGCAAGUUUCUCAUGUUAUUUUUCCCAGUUCAAACGAUGGUAAUUCAAAAUGUAUAUCUGAAGGAUCUUCAACUUCAGACUCUACUAAGGAUAUGCAUAUAUCAGUGAAAUUGACUGAAGAAUUUUUGGAUCUUGCUAAAGAAAACACACAUAGGGACUUAGAGACUUGCGGCAUUCUUGGUGCUUUUCUUAAGAAUCACACUUUCUACAUUACAACACUAAUAAUACCAAAGCAGGAGUCAACUUCCAAUUCAUGCCAGGCAUUAAAUGAGGAAGAAAUUUAUGCCAUAUUGGAUGAGAGGUCUCUUUAUCCUGCAGGAUGGAUUCAUACACACCCUUCACAAACUUGCUUUCUGUCAUCGAUAGAUUUGCAUACUCAGUACUCAUACCAGGUCAUGCUACCCGAGGCAAUAGCAAUCGUCUUGGCACCAACAGAUCCUUCAAAGGGAUGCGGAAUAUUUCGUCUGACCGAUCCCGGAGGAAUCGCUGUUCUGAAAGAAUGCAACGAGAGGGAUUUCCAUCCUCACUCUACCACCGCCGACAGUAGUCCGAUCUACGAGAUCUGCUCCAAUAUUUAUACAAAUUCAAACCUGCGGUUCGAGAUCAUCGACCUCCGAAUCUCGUCCUGAUCAUCUUCAGCUGAUAAUAUGAUAUGUGUGUAUGUAUAUAUAUAUAUACAUAUAAAGACUGCAAAUCUAUGUAUAGGAUUGAGUUCUCAACUAAGUUAACUGUUAGCAUCUAGGUGAAGAACAAAGUUGUGAGAAAUUCUUGUAAGAGUAGUUAUGAAAUGCAUUGCUUGCACUAAGCAAUUCACAUGGCUAAAAACAUUUUUCGCUUAACUAACUUUCAGUGAGAAACAAUAAUUUUAUUA
Zingiber officinale is the source of this 1552-nucleotide messenger RNA. RefSeq names its product AMSH-like ubiquitin thioesterase 2. Gene Ontology annotation, biological process: protein K63-linked deubiquitination. The transcript is spliced from 12 exons. Gene Ontology annotation, molecular function: protein binding; metal-dependent deubiquitinase activity; K63-linked deubiquitinase activity. Lineage: Eukaryota; Viridiplantae; Streptophyta; Magnoliopsida; Zingiberales; Zingiberaceae. The coding region runs from base 177 to 1310 and encodes 377 amino acids. The record is from RefSeq and is a predicted model, not a curated record. Gene Ontology annotation, cellular component: endosome; membrane.